UUCACCUACUCCCACUUUUUCUCUCUGAUAUAUAUCAAUAUCAACCUUCCUCCAACCCUUCCUAGAAACACAAACUCCACAAUCAUUCAUAACCAAAAACCUCAUCUUUUUUUUUUCUAUGGCGUUGCUUCUGAUAAUACCUUUUUCAGUCAUCACCCUCUUCUUAUGUUACGAGCUUUACCAGAGGCUAAGGUUCAAGCUCCCUCCGGGUCCACGGCCAUGGCCGGUCGUCGGAAACCUUUACGACAUAAAACCGGUGAGGUUCCGGUGCUUUGCAGAGUGGGCACAGUCUUAUGGACCCAUCAUAUCGGUUUGGUUCGGUUCGACCUUAAACGUUGUCGUUUCGAACUCGGAGUUGGCAAGAGAGGUUCUGAAGGAGAAUGAUCAGCAACUCGCUGACCGGCACCGGAGCCGAUCGGCGGCGAAGUUCAGCAGAGAUGGGAAGGAUCUUAUAUGGGCUGAUUAUGGACCACACUAUGUUAAGGUGAGGAAGGUUUGCACCCUUGAACUCUUCACACCCAAGAGGCUUGAAGCGUUGAGACCUAUUAGAGAAGAUGAGGUCACAGCCAUGGUUGAGUUCAUUUUCAAGGACUGCACCAAUCCUGAAAAUAUGGGGAAAAGUCUACUGGUGAAGAAGUACUUGGGGGCUGUGGCAUUCAACAACAUCACCAGGCUAGCAUUUGGAAAAAGAUUUGUGAAUUCAGAAGGUGUGAUGGAUGAGCAAGGUGUAGAAUUCAAGGCUAUUGUGUCAAAUGGGUUAAAGCUAGGAGCAUCUCUGGCUAUGGCAGAGCACAUCCCUUGGCUGCGUUGGAUGUUCCCACUAGAAGAGGAAGCUUUUGCCAAGCAUGGAGCUCGAAGGGAUAGACUCACCAGAGCCAUCAUGGAAGAGCAUACUCAAGCACGCAAGGAAUCUGGUGGCGUCAAGCAACAUUUUGUUGAUGCCCUCCUCACAUUGCAAGACAAAUAUGAUCUUAGUGAAGACACCAUCAUUGGUCUUCUUUGGGACAUGAUCACAGCUGGGAUGGACACAACUGCAAUCUCAGUAGAGUGGGCCAUGGCUGAGUUGAUAAAAAACCCAAGGGUUCAACAUAAGGCCCAAGAGGAGCUAGACCGGGUCAUUGGGCUUGAAAGGGUCAUGACUGAAACCGACAUCUCAAACUUACCUUAUCUACAAUGUGUAGCCAAGGAGGCUAUGAGGCUGCACCCACCAACACCACUAAUGCUCCCACAUCGUGCCAACUCAAAUGUCAAGGUUGGUGGGUAUGAUAUUCCUAAAGGGUCCAAUGUACAUGUAAAUGUAUGGGCAGUAGCACGUGACCCGGCUGUGUGGAAGAAUCCAUUGGAGUUUCGACCCGAGAGAUUUCUUGAAGAGGAUGUAGAUAUGAAGGGCCAUGAUUUUAGGCUAUUGCCGUUCGGAGCAGGUCGUCGGGUAUGCCCAGGUGCACAACUUGGAAUCAAUUUGGUGACAUCCAUGUUGGGUCAUCUAUUACACCAUUUCUGUUGGGUCCCACCUGAAGGAAUAAAGCCUGAGGAGAUUGACAUGGCAGAGAAUCCUGGAUUAGUGACAUACAUGAGGACCCCACUACAGGCUGUGGCUUCUCCGAGGUUGCCCUCACACUUGUACAAACGUGUGCCCGCUGAAGUCUAAUGCUUCUCAUGCUGCAAUAGUGUUGUUUGUUACAUUCAAAAAUUUUCCUUUUCGCACUACUUCUAUCAUUGUGUCUUUGAAACCAUUGAAAUUAUUAUAUAAAUGAGAAUUGA
Gastrolobium bilobum is the source of this 1761-nucleotide messenger RNA. RefSeq names its product cytochrome P450 98A2. The coding region runs from base 119 to 1648 and encodes 509 amino acids. The record is from RefSeq and is a predicted model, not a curated record. Gene Ontology annotation, molecular function: heme binding; oxidoreductase activity, acting on paired donors, with incorporation or reduction of molecular oxygen; iron ion binding. Lineage: Eukaryota; Viridiplantae; Streptophyta; Magnoliopsida; Fabales; Fabaceae. The transcript has 3 exons.